Molecule: messenger RNA, 3166 nt
Organism: Durio zibethinus
Lineage: Eukaryota; Viridiplantae; Streptophyta; Magnoliopsida; Malvales; Malvaceae
Source: RefSeq, a predicted model, not a curated record
UUUUCUUUUGCUCUCUUAAUCUAAAAAAAAUGAAGCAAGUGGGGGUGGGUCCCUGAGUUUGUUAAGCUUCCUUAAUCAAAGCAAUUUCAACCCAUCUUAAAAAACUAUAUCCACCGACUCCUCAUAAUGCAAAAAAUAAAUAAAUAAAACUGAAACCCAAACUCUAAAUAAUAUUCCACACGUUUCUCCGAUCGAUUGCCCAUCAUAACUUCCCCACCUUCGGAUUUAAAUAAACUAAACCCACGCGCCUGAUCGGACGAUCCACAAAACAAAGGAGCAUACGGGAUUCCUCCUACAGCUGUUUACACUAAAACAACCCACCCGCCAUUCUUCAAAAUUUUUGUUCCAAGACACUUUUUCCCGUGUGUUAACUGGCACGUGCGAUCCUUUUCAACAAAAAAGUUUCAGACAUUGCUCUCUUCCUUAAACCUCCUCUCUCUCUCUCUCUCUCUCUCUCUCCUUCUGGAACCAAUUUUUUUACUCUGAUCUGUUUCUCUCUCUAGAAUUUUCUUUGGGACCUUUUCUUUAAUGUAAGCUUACAUCAAUCAAGAACAGAGAUCCAGAAAGAGAAAAGAAGAAUCAUUUCUUCAUUUUCUUCGAAUCUUUUAAUGUUUGGAGUUCUAAAAGCUGUAGCAGAAGGUGCUUGUAAGCAUUUGGAGUUAUAAGAACAGCAUAGAUCCUUAAGUGCUGUGUGCUUUUGGUAUUGGCUAACAUAUGAAGAAUGUUGAUUUAGUUUGUCAGCAAUAUACUCUAGCCAGAAGCUAAUGGAGGAAAGUGUCAGCAAGGGACCAUCGUCAUUAAGGCAAGGUAGCUUUAAGUCCAGUUUGUCAGGAAGAUCAACUCCAAGGAGUUCUCCUACAUUUCGGAGACUGAAUUCAAGCAGGACUCCAAGAAGAGAAGCUAGAAGUGGUGCUGGUGGCAUUCAGUGGUUUAGGAGCAACCGCUUAGUUUAUUGGUUGCUUUUGAUCACUCUUUGGGCUUACCUUGGAUUUUUUGUCCAAUCCCGGUGGGCUCAUGGUCAUAACAAAGAUGAAUUUUUGGGUUUUGGUGGUGAUCAAAGGAAUAGGCUUGUGGAUGCUGAAAAGAACACCCGAAGAGAUCUGCUUGCUGAGGACAGUUUGGUAGCAGUGAAUAAUGGAACUAAAAGAACUCAGGUCUAUAGUGAUAAAAAUUUUGAUGUGAUUUUGGCCAAGAAAGGGAAUGACGUUUCAUCUAGGAAGAAAAGGAGUAAAAAAGCAAGGCAUAAUUUGCGCAAGAUGCAUGGUAAGCCAAAGGCAACAAAGAACAUUGAAAAUGGUGACAGAGAGGUGCAAGAACAGGAAAUUCUGCUGAAAAAUUAUACUUACGGAUUACUUGUUGGUCCAUUUGGGUCGGUGGAGGACAGAGUGUUGGAGUGGAGUCCUGAAAAGAGGUCUGGAACAUGUGAUAGGAAGGGGCACUUUGCACGCCUUGUUUGGUCUAGAAGAUUAGUGUUGGUAUUUCAUGAACUCUCAAUGACAGGGGCUCCAAUUUCAAUGAUGGAGCUGGCGACAGAGCUUUUGAGCUGUGGAGCCACAGUAUCUGCUGUAGUUCUCAGUAAGAAGGGAGGACUGAUGUCCGAGCUUGCAAGGAGAAGGAUCAAAGUGAUUGAAGACAGAGCAGAUCUUAGCUUCAAAACUACCAUGAAGGCAGACCUUGUGAUUGCAGGAUCAGCAGUUUGUGCAUCAUGGAUUGAUCAGUAUAUUGCUCAUUUCCCAGCUGGGGGAAGUCAAAUUGCUUGGUGGAUUAUGGAAAAUAGAAGAGAAUAUUUUGAUCGGUCAAAGCUUGUUCUACACCGAGUGAAAAUGCUUAUUUUCUUAUCUGAAUUGCAGAGUAAACAAUGGCUCACCUGGUGUCAAGAAGAAAAUAUUAAGUUGAGAUCUCAACCUGCUCUUGUUCCACUUGCUGUUAAUGAUGAACUGGCUUUUGUAGCUGGCAUUCCUUGUUCUUUAAAUUCUGUGUCUGCUAGCCCAGAAAAGAUGCUUGAGAAAAGGCAGUUGUUGCGAGAUGCUGUAAGAAAAGAGAUGGGUUUGACAGAUAAUGAUAUGCUUGUGAUGUCUCUAAGUAGUAUAAAUGCUGGAAAGGGCCAGCUCUUGCUUCUCAAAUCAGCAGGCCUUAUAAUUGAUCAAGUUCCUUUGGAAACUGAUUCUGAAGUUAAAAAAUCAUUUGAUAUCAGGCAAGAUCAGUCAACCUUGGCUGUAAAGCAUCAUUUAAGAGGUUUGCUUCAAAAGUCAAGCUAUGUUAAUGUAUCUUCUACAGAUUUGCAGUUAUUUACCCCCGUAAAUAGCACAACUGCUGUCAGCUUUGACAGCAGUAACAGAAGAAGGGAAAUGCUGUUUGAUAGUAAAGGAAAACAGGAACAAGCUCUUAAAAUUCUUAUUGGUUCUAUUGGAUCUAAGAGCAAUAAGAUACCAUAUUUUAAAGAAAUUCUAAGAUUUUUGUCUCAGCAUGAAAAGUUGUCACAGUCCGUGCUCUGGACUCCUGCAACUACACGUGUCGCUUCACUAUAUUCUGCAGCAGAUGUUUAUGUCAUGAAUUCCCAGGGACUUGGAGAAACAUUUGGCAGAGUAACUGUUGAAGCAAUGGCAUUUGGUCUUCCAGUUUUAGGGACUGAUGCUGGAGGCACAAAAGAGAUAGUUGAGCACAAUGUUACGGGCCUUUUUCACCCUAUGGGGCAUCCUGGGACCCAAGUUCUAGCUGAAAAUCUCCUGUUUUUGCUAAAAAACCCGGCUGCAAGAAAGCAAAUGGGGAUGGAAGGAAGAAAAAAGGUAGAAAAAGAGUAUCUAAAGCGGCACAUAUUCAAGAGAUUUGUAGAGGUUCUCUCCAGGUGCAUGAGAAGCAAAUAGCAUCUAGUAUUGGACACUCUCAUUCUUUAAUUGGUUUUUGAUUGCGAAACAAUGGCGAAUAUUGGAAUUUCCAUCACUCUGCACGAGUGAUUUGUCAAAUUUCUUAUUGCUUCAGUUAAAAGUACAUAGCUUUUUUUUUUCUUGUUAGAGUUUCAAGUACAUAAGCCCAAAGUAACCAAUAAGACCACAUCGGGCCGAUCCUCAGGCCUGGUGAUUACGUAUACGACCAUAAAUUACAAUCCAAUGAAACAUAAAUAAUACAUAUGAUAUAAUUAUAAAAUUUAAGAAGAAAUCAAUAAAUA